GUGUUCCUGAUUCAGGACAGAGAAGUACACUCUGCUGCAGAGGGAGCACCCAGUCAGUAGCACGACUUCGUAUCAAGAGGAUUCGGUGAUAUCGAGGUUGUAUUAGUUUGUAGCUGAGGCUCGGACAUGUUGCCAGGGGCUCUUCACAGGACUAUGUGCGUUCGUCCGGACGCGGCGCUCUGAUUCACGCGUGAGGGACGGUUUAACACCAAUGACACUCAAGCACAACUGCGACCUCAGAUAAAGGACUAUUGGGCUCAGGAGCGUUAGUGUGUCCGUGGCUAAACUUUCACGGUGACGUUGCGACCCUGAGUCAGCAUCGGCUGGGUGAAGUUACCGGGGUCACUCUAGACCAUUGCCAUGGUCAAGAAGCCCCUAGACAAUAAAAAAACAUCCUAUCGUCUUAGUGCCACAGGUCAAAUCCAUCAACACCAUCGGUGUAUCGCUGACAUCGGUUUAACACGACACAGGAAGUUUGCAUGAUGAACCUGGAGAAUCCUGGUGGUUUCCACAGGAGCGGGAAGCAUCUGGACAUGGAUCAAAAGGUCGGGAAGCUCACGUUCGGAUUUCAGAGAAGCUCUACCUCGGACGAUGAUUCAGGCUGUGCUUUGGAGGAGUACGCCUGGGUUCCACCUGGACUACGACCAGAACAGGUCCAGCUGUACUUCUCCUGUUUGCCAGAGGAUAAGGUUCCCUAUGUUAACAGCCCAGGAGAGAAAUACCGCAUCAAACAGCUCUUGUAUCAACUGCCUCCCCAUGACAAUGAGGUACGCUAUUGCCAGUCCCUUGGCGAGGAAGAAAAGAAGGAGCUACACAUGUUCAGUGUGCAGAGAAAAAAGGAGGCACUGGGGCGAGGAACUCUAAAGUUACUGCCUAGGGCCAUGCUUCACGCGAUCUGUGAACAUUGUGGGGAGAACGUCGGUGGAGGAGAGAUGGCAGUGUUCGCUUCAAGAGCAGGACCUGGACUGUGUUGGCAUCCAGCGUGUUUCGCAUGCUCAACGUGUAACGAGCUUCUGGUGGAUCUCAUUUAUUUCUAUCAUGAUGGGAAGAUUCAUUGUGGAAGACAUCAUGCUGAAUUGCUGAAGCCUCGCUGUUCAGCCUGUGAUGAGAUUAUCUUCGACGACGAGUGCACGGAGGCAGAGGGCCGUCACUGGCACAUGAAGCACUUUUCCUGCUUUGAAUGUGAAACCAUUCUGGGUGGUCAGAGGUACAUCAUGAAAGAUGGUCGACCCUACUGUUGUGGGUGCUUCGAGUCUCUGUACGCCGAAUACUGUGAGGCCUGUGGAGAACACAUUGGGGUAGACCAUGCUCAGAUGACAUAUGAUGGUCUCCAUUGGCAUGCUACGGAUGAGUGCUUCAGCUGUGCCCAGUGCAAAACAUCCUUGCUCGGUUGCCCCUUCCUGCCGAGACAAGGUCGCAUCUAUUGUUCCAAAUCUUGUAGUCUGGGGGAGGAUGUCCAUGCCUCAGACUCGUCAGAUUCUGCCUUUCAAUCUGGCAGGUCUCGUGAAUCCCGUCGCAGUGUCAGAACAGGAAAGAGCAGUCGUUCUGCAGACCAAUGCCGCCAGUCUCUGCUCUUCUCACCUGCCGGAAACUACAAGUUCCCUGGUUUCUCUGGCAACGCAGAAGACACUUUGUCAAACAAGCUGUCCCAUUUGAACUUAUCAGACGAGCAUUUUUGGAGGACCAGAGAGGAACAGGAAGUACCUGAGGACCAUGAAGAAUGGGCUGAGCAUGAAGACUAUAUGACUCAACUAAUUCUUAAGUUUGGAGAGCAUGGAAUCUUCCAGCAACAAGAAGACAACAGACCAAAUGAUCCUUGGGUGACUGACUCUGAAAUCAAACAGAAGGUGGAGUCAAAGAUUUCAAGCAAUGGUGGCAACAGCAGUCUGGGCAGUAAAAGGUACAAGACAGACAUGUACUGGACACAUUCCCAAGAUGGGCUGGGAGACUCUGCAUAUGGCAGUCAUCCCGGACCUGCUAGCAGCAGGAAAAUCCAGGAGCUUGAUCUGGAACAUGGUGCCAACUUCAAGCAUGAUGAAAAGCAGUGGUAUAAUGACUCACUGGAAUGCAUCACGGAUGGACUUAAACAGCAGGAACGGAGUGUCCGAGACUCCAUGGACUCUCUAGCGCUAUCUAAUAUCACAGGUGCCUCAGUGGAAGUGGAUUUUAAAGAGAAACAUGUACCCUUUUUGUUACAAAACUUCACAAAUCUGGAGAAACAGGAUUGUGAAAAAACAAGCAACAUGGGAACUCUCAACUCUUCAAUGCUGCACAGGAGCGCCAACUCCCUCAAGAGCCUUACGUCUGAGCUGGAGCACAUAGAAGUAGUAGAGGAAGAACCAGAAGAGGUGAUCCCCCUCCCAGAGGAACGACCCAUUACUCCAGUUCUGCGGAGGUCCAGAUCUCAGACGAGGCCUCACCAGGUCAAGUUCUCCGAUGACGUUGUGGACAACGGACACUACGGAGACGUAGAGGUACGACAGCCUCCGAUGAGCGAACGCACUCGGAGAAGGGUGUACCAUUUCGAAGAACAGGACGAGCGACACCGCCGGCAUCACCGUAACCGCAGACGAAGGAGCCGGAAGUCUCGGUCUGACAAUGCACUGCACAUAGUACCCAAAGAGCAGGCACGUAUGUGCUACAGAGAGGACUAUCUCCAGCGUGGUCCUGUUCCUACACCUCAGUAUGUUCAGCACUCCAACGCCCAUGCGAACUCCGAUUACGGCUUGCAGAACCAGGCUGCCGAAAAGUUCUGUCGUCUUUAUGGAGACGACGACGACUGGUGCUCUACUUGCUCAUCAUCUUCCUCUGAAUCCGAGGAGGAAGGUUUCUUCUUGGGUCAACCUAUUCCACAACCCAGGCAGCCGAGAUAUCAGUAUUAUGCUUCCCAAAAUCAACUUCCCAAUCAAGUAUCCAUACCUUACGGCGCAAGGACAAAUUCCAAAAAGAAGCGAGGACAUAAGGGGAAAAACUGUAUAAUUUCAUAGACUGUGUAGAAUCCAAAAUAGUCACCAGUACGUUGCAAUACAAUAGUUUUAGCGCCCGCAUUUUAUCCGCCUGCAUUCAGCAAGUCAGCACUGACCCUAGCUCAAAACAUUUCCGCAGUAUUUUUGAUGAACAAGUCCGAUGCAUUCUUGAAAAGUCAUUGUCUUGCAAUUCAGUAAUAUUCCAUGUAUUAAAAAAAAAUGCUAUGUUUAUUCAAUAAUUGGUCACUCGGUCAUUGACGUAUCGAAAGAUUAUAUUUAUAAAGUACCAUAUAUAAAUGAGUGAAUAUUUAACAGUGCAAAUAUGUGUGUGUAUAUAUUGUAAAAUAACUGUUAUGAUUGAAAGCAGAUAUUUUUAUAUCCCUGAAUUUUUGACGAAGAAAAAAAGUACUACGAUAGUCGACAGAUAGCAGUAGUUGACAGAUGAUUUGCAGCAGUUUCACUUUUGUUAAUUAGUUUUUUUUAAUAAGAAUGUCACCGAAUGCGAUGCAGUUAUAUCCUUGUUAUUUCAAGGUAACAUGUACACAUGCUUCUUUUCUAUUAAAACAAACUAAUGAAAAUA
Tachysurus fulvidraco (yellow catfish) is the source of this 3546-nucleotide messenger RNA. RefSeq names its product prickle homolog 1a (gene prickle1a). The transcript is spliced from 9 exons. Bases 480 to 2987 code for a protein of 835 amino acids. NCBI's taxonomy places the organism in Eukaryota, Metazoa, Chordata, Actinopteri, Siluriformes, Bagridae. Gene Ontology annotation, molecular function: zinc ion binding. The record is from RefSeq and is a predicted model, not a curated record.